AUGUUCAAGAAGAAGCCCACGAUCAAGCCACUCGCCAACCUCAAGUCUUCAGACCGCCGCAAGCUAGCCGACCAAAUCAUCCAGGACUACGAGCUCGACCUCCAACAAGCAGACGACAGCCAAACGCCCGAACAGAAAGCUGAAGCGACAGCCGCCCGAACGACGUUACGCAACACCCUACUACCUGCAAACACCCAGUCAUGUCGCUUCUUGACGACAUAUGGUCCCGACCUAAGGCAGGCAUCUGGGACAUUGUAUGUUGGCAGCCAAGAUGAACACGAGGCAAGAGUGUUGUGGUUCCAAAUCGAAGGGAGGAUAUACCCAUCAAUAUACACACUAUGGAGAAACCCCAAUGUUGUCCCAUUAGUCCAUACCCACGAGUUCGUAAUGCAGAAAUUACAGGGAGGUGCCGACCUCAUGACCCCAGGACUCGCUGCAGGACCACCGUUUCCACCAAAGGCGAAGAAGGACACCAUCGUGGCAAUUGCCAGUACGGACCGGCCUACUGUACCAAUGGCAAUGGGCUUCUGCGCGAUCGAUGUGUGUGCAUUGGAUAAAGUACAGGGCGCCAAGGGUCACGCUGUUGAAAACAUGCACUGGGUUGGAGAUGAGCUGUGGAGCUAUAGCGUGGCAAGUCGGCCAGGGCAACAGCCUCCGGACGAGAUUGAAGGUUGGGCCAAAGUGCUCGAAGAACGUGGCUUGACAGAGAAAGUGAAUGUAUUGAAGCUGGAAGACGAUGAAGAGAGCGGAGGGGUGUCUCUGGAGAGUGGAGGCCAGCCCGCUCCAAGCAAUGGUGGUCGCGACGAGCAGCGGGAUGACCAGAUACCGGCCGAAAAGGAAGAGCUUUCACAAAAGGAGAUCGACGACGCUUUCCGCAACGCAUUCCUGUAUGGGGUGCACUCCCACAAGACGUCGAACCCGAACACGGCGAACUACGGUUUGGUCUUUCCCUUGUCUCAAUCCUUCAUCAUGUCAGCUUUGGUCCAGCCUUUCUUACCGAUGUUCACACCCGAACUCAACACACAACUGCAGAUCAAAAAGACAUCGUGGAAAACAAUCAAGCGAUUCGUCAAGUCCUUGGACAAGGCGAAGAUUCUGAAAUGCAAAGACAAAGAUGGCAACGAGACUGUCAUCAUGGACAUCGACUUCGAAGACCCGACCAUUGUGAACUUCAAGCCGUACCGUCUUCCGAAGAAGGAAAUCGCUGGAGGAGCAUCGAAUGGCAAAGGGGAGACCGACAAGGCUGAUGCGGCAGACGACUCAAUUGGUCAAAAGCUGCAAGUCAUGCUGAGCUACCGUCCUUCAUCCAAGCUACAGCCACUUUUCGAAGCGUCGAAUUCACACAAGUCCCACUACACGCCGCCUGAGGUCCGCGAGCUGGUGACGGCGUAUCUGGAGUCCGAGAACUUGAUCUCAGCAACCAACAAACGUUUAGCCAAGCUCAAUCCUACCCUCGCCAACUCUGUGUUCGAUGGUAGCGGAUCACUGGACAAGGAAGUCUUGGCCAAGGGUUCCGUGCCACGAGACGCUCUGAUUGACCGCAUACUCCACGCCAUGGCCACAUCGUACACGAUUGUGAGGAACGGCGAAGAAGCAAAAGCCAAGAGUGGCGCGCCGCCCAAGAUUCACAUCACGCUAGAAACGCGCAGCGGCAACAAGACUGUCACCAAAGUUUCAGGUCUGGAGGCUUAUCACAUCAAUGCACGACCACUUGCAGACGAGUUGCGGAAGACGUGCGCAGGCUCGACGAGCGUUGAGCCCCUUGCAGGGGCGUCGAAGAAGAACGAGCGUGAGGUGAUGGAAGUCAUGGUGCAGGGUCCGCAGAAGGAUACUGUACUGAAGGCUUUGGAGCGCAGAGGUGUGGACAAGCGGUGGGUGGAAGUCCUAGACAAGACAAAGGGCAAAAAGCGAUAG
Molecule: messenger RNA, 1914 nt
Organism: Zymoseptoria tritici IPO323
Lineage: Eukaryota; Fungi; Ascomycota; Dothideomycetes; Mycosphaerellales; Mycosphaerellaceae
Exons: 1
Coding region: 1-1914 (637 amino acids)
Biological process (GO): translational initiation; formation of translation preinitiation complex
Molecular function (GO): translation initiation factor activity; RNA binding
Source: RefSeq, a predicted model, not a curated record